Molecule: messenger RNA, 4467 nt
Organism: Closterium sp. NIES-65
Lineage: Eukaryota; Viridiplantae; Streptophyta; Zygnematophyceae; Desmidiales; Closteriaceae
Source: the annotation of a GenBank genome assembly
AUGGAACUCACGAAUGAGCAAAGCUACGGAGGCUUGAAGUCACGCAAGUUUGAGUCUGUUCGUGAGCCGAAUUCCGUGCUUUACGCCGCCAUGGCUUCUGCUGCUGCCAGCAAUGUCGCUCACUCUCUCAAGGCGGUGGUGGGGUUCAUCGGGCUGGGCAACAUGGGAGCGUGCAUGGCGGCCAACGUUCUCCGCCACAACUACCCGCUCGCCGUCUUCGACAGGAACGAGGCAGCCAUGGCGUCGCUGGUGCAGCAGGGCGCGCAACCAGCGGACUCGCCUGCAGACCUGGCCUCUAAAGCGGAUGUGAUUAUAACGAUGCUACCCACGCCUGCUAUUGUGUUAGACGUAUACACGGGCCCAAGUGGCGUGCUCACAGCAUCAACCACCGCCCCAUCCACUCCCUCCUCCUCCACUCCUUCCCCUUCAUCCCCUCCUUCCUCCUCCCGCUCCUCCUCCCCCUCCGCCUCCACCCCUUCCCCCUCCUCUCCUCUCCCCUCCUCCCCCUCUUCCUCCGCGCCUCUCUCCUCCACACACACCAUCAGGCCACACCUCCUCAUCGAUGCCUCCACUGUGGACCCUGCCACGUGUCACGCCCUCGCAGCUGCCGUACAAGCAUGCCACGUGGCGCCCAGCGCAAUGCACUCGCUGCAAGGUCCCCCUUUGGUAGUGGAUGCACCAGUGUCGGGCGGUGUGGUUGGCGCUAAGGCAGGCACACUCACCUUCAUGGUGGGAGGCACGGCAGCAGCAUUCGCCAUGGCGGAGCCGCUGCUGGCAGCCAUGGGCUCUCGUGCGCUGCACUGCGGCCCCUCUGGAUCCGGCUCGGCGGCGAAACUAUGCAACAACCUGGCACUGGCAAUUCAGAUGGCGUCAGUGUCCGAGGCCCUUGCUCUGGGGCAGCGCCUGGGCCUCUCCCCGGCGCUGCUCUCCGCCAUCUUUAACUCCUCCUCCGCCAAGUGCUGGUCCAGUGAGGUGUACAACCCGGCACCGGGCGUGAUGCAGGGCGUGCCCUCUGCACGCCACUACCAGGGCGGCUUCUCCAACGCCCUCAUGAGCAAGGACCUGGGUCUGGCAGUGGCGGCAGCACAGGCAGCAGGGGCGCCGGUUCCACUGGGAAAGAACGUCAUGGCCAUGUAUGCUGACAUGGCGGUCGCUUCCCCCUCGCCUUUCCUCUCCGCUUCCACCUGUCGCCUCUUUCCCCCACGCCUCCGCCUUCCCGGCACUUCUUCCCGCCCUGAUGGGACCCAUAGUACCCGCCGCCUCGUGACGUCAGCUAGCGCCGCUGCUGCCGCGAGCCCGUGGCCGGCUGGAGACGGCCAUCGCGAGAAUUCCGGCUCGAAUUCCGCCGCAGCAGCUGCUGCCGCAGCACCGGGCGGACAGGCGGACGCGGCGCAAGCUGGCGCUGGCGGCGCGCGGAGCGCAGCGGGACGGCGGAAGGUGCUGCCGUACCUGUGGCGCCUGGCGGCGGACGACAGGUCGCUGAGGUGGCGCAUCCUCGUGGCGCUGCUGCUGCUCAUCGCGGGCAAGACGGCGGGGCUAGCGGGGCCGCUGAUGUUCAAGCGGGCGCUGGACGCGCUGACCACGGUGCAGGGCCUCACACGCAAGGCCAUCAUUGCUGCUGUUGCUGCUCUCGUCGUCUCCGCUGCCUCUAAGGCAGUGAGUGCGGUGUCAACAGAGCUGCGCAACAUCGUGUUCACGCCGGUGGGGCAGGCGGUGGGGCGGCGGGUGGAGUACCACUUCUUUGCGCACAUCCUCGCCAUGGACUCCGCCUUCCACCUCGACCGCAAGACCGGCGCGCUUGCGAGGAUUAUUGAAAGAGGGAAGCGUGUUGACGUUUAUCCCCACGGCGGUGGAGCUGCUACUGGUGUGUGCGCUGCUCUCUCUCUGUUCUCCACUCACCACUUCUCCCAACCCUUUUCCUCACCCCCUUUCCCCCCCUUGCCAGUGUUCACGUUCAUCCCGACGGCAGUGGAGCUGCUGCUGGUGUGCGCGCUACUGGCGAACCACAUCUCGCUGUCCUUUGCGGGCGUGGUGUUGCUCACCUUUGUCGUCUACGUUGCAUGGACCGUCGCCCUCACCAAGGCCUCCGUCUCCAUUCGCAAAGAGGUGAAUCGCCUGGACGGUCUGGCGACAGGCAAGGUGGUGGACGUGCUGCUAAACCACGAGACUGUUGUGCAGUUCAACAACCAGCGCCUGGACCUCAUGCACUAUGACUCGCUACUGCGGGACUACCAGAGGGAAUCCGUGAACCUGGAGAAGGUAUCAGCGGCGCUGAACGGGGGGCAGACGACCAUAAUCUCCAUCGGGCUGGCGGCAGUGAUGGCUAUGGCGGGGCUGCGAGUGGCUGUGGGCCGCAUGACAGUGGGAGACCUAGUGCUCGUCAACGGCCUCAUUCUCCAGCUCUCCCUGCCGCUGCAGUUUCUGGGGUUCUUGUAUCGUGACCUGCGCCAGUCCCUUGUUGACAUGGAGGCCAUGUUCCACAUGCUCAGUCUGGAGUCGGAUCUCAAGGAUGGGGACUUGGAGCUGGCGCCAAGAGCGGAGGGCGUGGCAGUGGACGUCAGAGACAUCUCCUUCAGCUACAUGAACGGCCGCCAGGUGCUCAAGGGCGUGUCGUUCUCCAUAGCGCCGGGCGAGAGUGUGGCGAUCGUGGGCCCAUCGGGGUCGGGCAAGUCAACCAUAGUGAAGCUGCUGCUGCGCCUGUACGACCCCUCUGAGGGCUCCAUCUCCUUUGAUGGCACUGAUGCCCGCGAGCUCAAGCAGGAGUCGUUACGGCAAGCAGUGGCGGUGGUGCCACAGGACACGGUGCUGUUUAACGACAGCAUCCGCUACAACAUUGCGUAUGGCCGUCCCUCUGCCUCCGUUGAUGAGGUCGACCGCGCAGCUGGCCAGGCGAAACUCCUGGACGCCAUUCGCCGCAUGCCAGACGGAUUCGACACAGUGGUGGGCGAGCGAGGGCUGAAGCUGAGUGGAGGGGAGAAGCAGCGAGUGGCCAUCGCGCGCGCCUUCCUCAAGAACCCGCGCCUGCUGGUCUGCGACGAGGCCACCAGUGCUCUGGAUUCUGCGACCGAGGCGAACAUUCUGAGGUCGUUGCAGCAGCUGGCGGCCGGCAGGAGUUGCCUGUUUGUGGCGCACAGGCUGAGCACGAUCAAGCACUGCGAUAAGAUUCUGGUGAUGGAGGCAGGGAGGGUGGUGGAGCAGGGCACGCACGAGCAGCUGCUAGCAGCAGGCGGCAAGUAUGCUGCCAUGUGGAUGCUGCAGGACUCAGAGCGCCCCGCCCUGGCACCGACACCCAGGCCUGCUGCUCAUGCCACUCACACACCGGCUGCUGCUGUUGCUUCUGUCAAUGGAGAUGAAACAGAGGCGUCUUUGUCUGGAGCAGUAGCUGCAGCAACGGCGGCCGCAGCUGCAACAGCAGCCUCUUUGACACAUCAAGACAGCCUGAACGGUGUUGCCAGUGGCAACUCGUCACAUGGCAGCAACGGAGCAGUAACCUCCUUGAAGAGCGGGAGUGGAGAAGCGGGAGUGGAAGGGAGGGAGAGUGGUGGGGACGCUGAGCUGAAGGAACAGUUGCGGGCGGUUGCUGUGAGUGAGUCUGAGUGGCGCACAGAUGGAAGAGCACCUAUGGGGCUAGAGGAAGUGGGAAGAAGGAGAGAUGGCGAUGAGUUAAAUGGCAACGGAGGUAAUAUGUGGAAGGCACAUGACGGGCAUAGCGGUGCUGACGGGGAGGGUAGGGAGAUGAGUGGAGGUGGUGACGGUGCUGUGGGUGUUGGUGCGGGAGGUAUGCACCAAGAUGGAGAGUAUGUAGAUGGGGAAGGUGUUGUGGGAGGGAGGAGUGGAGGGAGGGUGCGUGGUCAGCGGCAGACCUCGUUGUUUCUGAGUGAGUUUGCUCGUGCAGGGGAGUACACUGGGAGUGAAGAACGUGUGGAGGAUAUGGUGAUUGCUGAGGAUGAGAUUGAAAGGGAGGAGAGUGAAGGGGAGAGUGAUGUUGAGAUGGGGUGCUGUCCUGAUUCAGUCGUGGUUUCGUACGUCUACAUUGACCGCAUCAUGAAGUCGACGGGAAUGCCAAUUACAUCUCUCAACGUUCACCGUCUACUGGUCACAAGCGUUAUGGUCGCAGCGAAGUUUCUGGGAUCUGCGUAUUUCAACAACGCAUGCUUUGCCACCGUCGGAGGAAUUGGAACAAAUGAAAUCAAUAAGCUUGAGCUUGACUUUUUGUUUCGAAUCAAUUUCACGCUGAAUGUGACGGCUGAGGAAUUCAAGAAGUACAAGAUGCACAUUGAGGACGAGCUUGACGUUUCCACUUCCUUCCGUCAAGAUCACUUCAACCGUGGAUCCACGAAGCUUAUGAAACAACCAGAACAGACAAGCGACGGCAGUCUUUGUUCCAGCCGGUCUCGAGCCAAGAUGUCCAAGCGAUCAGAGCCUAGUAAGACCAUCAUGCCCGACACGUAUCUCUAUGCAGUAUGA